This is a messenger RNA of Ficedula albicollis (Collared flycatcher), 4955 nucleotides long. It is a transcript of the gene HDAC4, whose product is annotated as histone deacetylase 4. Gene Ontology annotation, molecular function: histone deacetylase activity. Gene Ontology annotation, biological process: negative regulation of transcription by RNA polymerase II; chromatin organization. The transcript has 26 exons. NCBI's taxonomy places the organism in Eukaryota, Metazoa, Chordata, Aves, Passeriformes, Muscicapidae. The coding region runs from base 514 to 3927 and encodes 1137 amino acids. The record is from RefSeq and is a predicted model, not a curated record. Gene Ontology annotation, cellular component: histone deacetylase complex.
UCUAGCCCUGUUCAGAGGGGUGCAACAGGAACUUACAAGUUUGUGGUGAUUGACUUGGUUUUCUAUCCUAGUCAUGGAUGUGGCUGAAAAAUGUUAAUUGUGAUUUAAAACUGGAAAUCGUGGAAUCCCUGUGAAUACAAAGCCCUAUAUUUAUUUCAGCUUCCUGUGGGGAUUCCUGCCCAUGCAGUUACCAGCAGUCUGGGACUUGGAGUCUCAGCAGCUUUGGCAGAGGAGCUGGGGACUGCCCUGUGUCCUGAGGGAUGAUCCUGUCAGCAGAGGGAUGCUGUUCCCAUUUUAAAAGCCAUUGGAAGACACUCUGCCACCCUCUUGGAUUACUUCCCAUACGACUCAUCAUGUCACUGUGCCCUGGAUUUUACAAGGUGGCCAUGAUUUAAUCCCCACUUCCCACUCCUAUGUAUUGGUGAAGCACUGGAGCUCUUUUGAGCUGCUGUUACUCCCGUGGGAACUGAUCUGUCUUGAAUCCCUUCUCCCAAGGACUAGACAUUGCCAGCAAUGAGCUCCCAAAGCCAUCCAGAUGGGCUUUCUGGCAGAGACCAGCCAGUGGAGCUGUUGAAUCCACCUCGAGUGAACCACAUGCCCAGCUCUGUUGACGUGAGCACAGCCCUGCCCUUGCAAGUGGCGCCGAGCUCGGUGCCCAUGGACCUGCGGCUGGACCACCAGUUCUCCAUGCCGGUGACGGAGCCCACGCUGCGCGAGCAGCAGCUGCAGCAGGAGCUGCUGGCCCUCAAGCAGAAGCAGCAGAUCCAGAGGCAGAUCCUGAUCGCGGAGUUCCAGCGGCAGCACGAGCAGCUCUCCCGGCAGCACGAGGCGCAGCUGCACGAGCACAUCAAGCAGCAGCAGGAGAUGCUGGCCAUGAAGCAUCAGCAGGAGCUGUUGGAGCACCAGAGGAAGCUGGAGCAGCACCGACAGGAGCAGGAGCUGGAGAAGCAGCACCGAGAGCAGAAACUGCAGCAGCUGAAAAACAAAGAGAAAGGAAAAGAGAGUGCAGUGGCAAGCACAGAAGUGAAGAUGAAAUUACAGGAAUUUGUGUUGAACAAGAAGAAGGCUCUGGCCCACCGGAAUCUCAACCACUGCAUAUCCAGCGACCCUCGCUUCUGGUACGGGAAGACCCAGCACAGCUCUCUGGACCAGAGCUCCCCACCCCAAAGUGGCGUCUCCGGCACCUACAACCACCCAGUCCUGGGGAUGUACGAUUCCAAAGACGACUUCCCGCUCAGAAAAACAGCCUCUGAACCCAACCUGAAGCUGCGCUCCAGACUAAAGCAGAAGGUGGCUGAGAGGAGGAGCAGCCCGCUCCUGCGCAGGAAGGACGGGCCCGUGGUGACGGCGCUCAAGAAGCGCCCGCUGGACGUCACAGGCACGGCGGACUCUGCAUGCAACAGUGCUCCUGGAUCUGGUCCCAGCUCUCCGAACAACAGUUCCAACAACAUCAGCACCGAGAACGGAAUUGCAGGAUCAGUCACGAGUAUCCAGGCAGAGACCAGCCUGGCUCACAGGCUCGUCAACCGCGAGGGCUCUGUGACCCAGCUGCCGCUCUACACCUCGCCCUCCCUGCCCAACAUCACGCUAGGACUGCCUGCCACCGGCCCUUCCAGCGCGGGACAAGCGCAGCAGGACGCGGAGAGGCUGGCAAUCCCAACCUUACAGCAGAGAAUCUCCUUAUUCCCUGGCACUCACCUCACUCCCUACCUGAGCACUACAACGUUGGAGAGGGAUGGGGGAACUGCACACAACCCUCUCCUGCAGCACAUGGUCCUACUGGAACAGCCAACUGCACAAACGCCCCUGGUCACAGGACUGCCCCUGCACGCACAGCCCCUGGUGGGUGGAGAGAGGGUCUCCCCUUCGAUCCACAAGCUGCGGCAGCACCGCCCGCUCGGGCGCACCCAGUCUGCUCCCCUGCCCCAGAACGCCCAGGCCCUCCAGCAGCUGGUGAUCCAGCAGCAGCACCAGCAGUUCCUGGAGAAACACAAACAGCAAUUCCAGCAGCAGCAGCUGCACAUCAACAAGAUCAUCUCCAAGCCCGCGGAGCCGGCGCGGCAGCACGAGAGCCACCCCGAGGAGACGGAGGAGGAGCUGCGGGAGCACCAGGCGCUGCUGGAGGAGCCCUACGGCGAGCGGGGCCAGAAGGAGCCCCCGGGGCUGGCCAGCGUGGUGCAGGUCAAGCAGGAGCCCAUCGAGAGCGACGAGGAGGAGGCAGAGCCGCAGCAGGAGCUGGAGGCCGGGCAGAGGCAGGCGGAGCAGGAGCUGCUCUUCCGCCAGCAAGCCCUGCUGCUGGAGCAGCAGCGGAUUCACCAGCUGAGGAACUACCAGGCGUCGCUGGAGGCAGCUGGCAUGCCCGUGUCCUUCGGGGGACACCGGCCCCUGUCCCGGGCACAGUCCUCCCCCGCCUCGGCCACCUUCCCCAUGUCCGUGCAGGAGCCACCCACUAAGCCAAGGUUCACAACAGGCCUUGUGUACGACACAUUGAUGCUGAAGCACCAGUGCACCUGUGGAAACACCAACAGCCACCCCGAGCAUGCGGGCAGGAUCCAGAGCAUCUGGUCCAGACUCCAGGAGACAGGGCUACGGGGCAAGUGUGAGUGCAUCCGUGGCAGAAAGGCGACGCUGGAGGAGCUGCAGACGGUUCACUCGGAAGCCCACACCCUGCUUUAUGGCACUAACCCUCUGAACAGGCAGAAACUGGACAGCAAGAAGCUUCUAGGUUCCCUAACGUCGAUGUUUGUCAGGCUGCCUUGCGGUGGUGUUGGGGUUGACAGUGACACCAUUUGGAACGAGGUGCACUCCUCCGGCGCCGCUCGCCUGGCUGUGGGCUGUGUCAUUGAGCUGGUGUUCAAAGUGGCCACAGGAGAACUGAAGAAUGGAUUUGCUGUUGUCCGGCCCCCGGGUCACCACGCGGAGGAGAGCACGCCCAUGGGUUUCUGCUAUUUUAACUCCGUGGCAAUUGCAGCCAAGCUGCUCCAGCAAAGGCUCAACGUGAGCAAAAUCCUCAUCGUGGACUGGGAUGUCCACCAUGGGAAUGGUACUCAGCAGGCCUUCUACAACGAUCCCAACGUCCUUUAUAUCUCACUACAUCGCUACGAUGAUGGCAACUUCUUCCCAGGCAGCGGCGCUCCAGAUGAGGUUGGCACAGGAGCAGGAGUUGGUUUCAAUGUUAACAUGGCAUUUACUGGUGGCCUGGAUCCGCCCAUGGGAGACACAGAAUAUUUAACUGCCUUCAGGACAGUAGUGAUGCCCAUUGCCAACGAGUUUGCCCCAGAUGUUGUGCUGGUGUCAUCUGGUUUCGAUGCUGUGGAAGGGCACCCCACACCCCUUGGAGGAUAUAAUCUGUCAGCAAAAUGCUUCGGGUACCUGACGAAGCAGCUGAUGGGGCUGGCCGGGGGCCGCGUCGUGCUGGCCCUCGAGGGUGGCCACGACCUCACCGCCAUCUGCGACGCCUCGGAGGCUUGUGUGUCUGCCCUGCUGGGAAACGAGCUUGACCCUCUUCCAGAGAAGGUUUUCCAGCAGAGAGCAAAUGCUAACGCGGUGCAUUCCAUGGAGAAAGUCAUCGAGAUCCACAGCAAGUACUGGCAUUCCCUGCAGCGUUUCGCCUCCACGGUGGGAUAUUCCCUGGUGGAGGCCCAGAAGUGUGAGAACGAGGAGGCGGAGACAGUGACGGCCAUGGCAUCGCUGUCAGUGGGCGUGAAGCCGGCGGAGAAGAGGUCAGUGGUUUCCCUUCACAUUUCCAGGUCUGCCCAGGCAGGAGGAGCAGCCUUGCAGGUUAAUCCUCUCCUUUCAGUCACUGCUACUGCAUCCCCCACAUCCCCUGUCCUCUGUGGUGGGUUCCCAAAACCCUCCUGGGCUGCAGGAGAGCAGCAGAGCCAUAAGCUCUGUGCGUGCACCCUGUGCCUGAGCCUUCUGCUCUGAGCAUGGCUUUGGACCACAAAAAGGAAUUUAUUUUGCUGAGGAAAAUGGUAAUGCUGCCCAAGUGAGAUUGUCCAAAAACCCGUCUUGGUGGCGAGUUUAAUUCCAGGUGAUCCCAGCUGGCUGAGUGGGAAGGUGGUGGGAACAUAGGAAGUGAGGCUUGGCACCACGAAUUGCCCAACUAUGUCAUGCCCAACGCUUUUCUCUCUCCCCUCCUUCUCCCGCCCUGCCUGGCUGCGCAAUCCCUCAGACCUGAGGACGAGCCCAUGGAAGAGGAGCCUCCCCUGUAGCACCCACCUUCGAGCUGGAGUUCUCCUGUCUGUUCGUCUUCGUCUUGAAGCUCUGCCAAGAAGCUUUCUCUUGUUACUCCUGCGUCCUGUCACGGUUAUUUCCCGAACACAGAAGGACAGCCAGGUGUAAAGCAAAGCAAGCGACACAAAAAAAACAAAUCUCUCCGCAUCUUUGAGUCUCUUUUUGCUGAAAAAAACACACUGGUGAAGAGCAGCAAAGGACCGACACGUUGGGCACUCUUCCUCUGGUCCUCACCAGGAGCGGAAAGAGGAACGACGCCCGGGAAGUCUUUGGCAGAGUUGCCAAAAACAAAAAGAAAACAAAAAACAAAACACGAGAAUAACAAAGAAAUCAAAGAUUCAACAACACAAAUCAAACAAACCUUAACGUAAAACUGGUGCUUACAAAGUUGAUUACCCACAACUGAGCAAUCUCCGCUUGAACCACUCAACCCAUCGUGUACUUUCUUUUCUUGGAUAUUUGGAAAUGGCUCUUGCCUGCCUGUGAGUCAACGACAGCUCUUGUCGGAACGGGGACAAGAUUGGGAGAUGAUGGUGAAUUUUUAAUGGGGAGGGACAGGGAACGAGGGACUCAUCUGACACCUAAAGGAAAGGGAAGCAGAAGGGGGGGGGAACGGUAGCCCAGAUGGAGUCGGCUUUAUUGUCUCCAAAGCCAUCUGAAGAUGAGUUUGUGCCUUUUUUUUUAAUUGAUGGAUUUGGUGCAGCUGGAUUUUCUGAAGU